Sarcophilus harrisii (Tasmanian devil) is the source of this 7178-nucleotide messenger RNA. It is a transcript of the gene ARL5A, whose product is annotated as ADP ribosylation factor like GTPase 5A. NCBI's taxonomy places the organism in Eukaryota, Metazoa, Chordata, Mammalia, Dasyuromorphia, Dasyuridae. Gene Ontology annotation, cellular component: cytoplasm; trans-Golgi network. Bases 376 to 915 code for a protein of 179 amino acids. The transcript has 6 exons. Gene Ontology annotation, molecular function: GTP binding; GTPase activity. The record is from RefSeq and is a predicted model, not a curated record. Gene Ontology annotation, biological process: protein localization to Golgi membrane; intracellular protein transport; vesicle-mediated transport.
CCACUCCGCCCCCGCUUUGUGGCCCCCAGGAGCUGCCGCCGUCGCCGGAGACCGGCGCUUGAGGGUGGGGAGAAGACGGGGGGAGGGGGGUGACGCUGGCCGGUGAGGCUCCUUCCCGACACGGCGGCGAUGUCCGCGAGCCCGGAGCGUGCCGCGGCGGCAGCGGCGGGGCCUCAUGCGCAGCGCGGCACCCUGGCCUUCGGCCUCCCUCCGGCUCCCGUAGAGCGGGCCGGUGGCAAGAGCAGUAGCUGCCGAGGCCGUGGAGUCUCUGGCUUGUCUUCCUCCUUUUCUUCCUCCUUCCCCUUGGCCGUCGGGUACUGAGCCGGGGGAGGGGAGGCGGCCUGAGUGGCCGGGGCGGGGGCUGCUGCUUUGAGGAUGGGAAUUCUCUUCACCAGGAUAUGGAGACUGUUCAAUCACCAGGAGCACAAAGUUAUCAUUGUUGGUCUGGAUAAUGCAGGGAAAACCACCAUUCUUUACCAAUUGUAUAUGAAUGAAGUUGUACACACAUCUCCUACUAUAGGAAGUAAUGUAGAAGAAAUAGUAGUUAAUAAUACACGUUUCCUGAUGUGGGAUAUUGGUGGUCAAGAAUCUCUUCGUUCUUCGUGGAAUACUUACUAUACUAACACUGAGUUUGUCAUUGUUGUUGUGGACAGUACAGACCGAGAGAGGAUUUCUGUAACUAGAGAAGAACUCUAUAAAAUGUUAGCACAUGAAGAUCUAAGGAAAGCUGGAUUGCUGAUUUUUGCUAACAAACAAGAUGUUAAAGAAUGCAUGACUGUAGCUGAAAUUUCCCAGUUUUUGAAGUUAACUUCAAUUAAAGAUCACCAGUGGCAUAUCCAGGCAUGCUGUGCUCUCACUGGUGAGGGAUUGUGCCAAGGACUUGAAUGGAUGAUGUCACGACUUAAGAUUAGAUGAUCUCUACUGACCUCUGUUUGUAGACUUUGCAUAAAUGAAGUGCUGGACUAUAAUUAACCUGAAAGCUGCAAAAAUUAAUGGGUUAGAUAUAUUUAUAAUAAACUGACAAAACUUUUUCUAUAAGAAACAAAUUAAGACCACUUCUUUGAAAAGAAAGAUGGAGUCCCACGUUCCAGUUUGCUUUCAUAUAAAUUUCUUCUGAAGUUAGGUCUUAAAGCUGUGAUUGACAUUUCUGUCAUGAUGAAUCCUCUCAGGACAUUGUGUAGUCUGUGGUAAGUAUAAAGGGAGAGGAAGACAUUUUUAACUACAAGAGCUUUAUUAUCAGUAUAACCCUCCCUAAAUUGAAUGUUGUCUUUUCGUUUGAUUAAGUCAAAAAAACAAAUCAAUGGCACAAGUAUUCAAUUUCCACUAUUUUUAAAAUGUAAUGUUACAUAUGAGAAAGAUGUUUUGCAUCAGUUUGUAUAUGUAUUGUGUGUAUACUUCCAAUUUAGGUUAAUGGCUUUGAUUUAUAUACUAGAGAAAGGUAAAUAAUAUACCUAACCUAAAUGAAUAAUAUAGUUACUUAUACCUAAAAUGAAACCAGUACAUAGAUGUUGACAUGUCACUUAUACUUUGUCUUCAUGUUCUCUGUAUUGUAUUAACCUACCCAGAAAAAUUUUGCACUGCUUCUUUAAAAAAAGAAAAGAAAGCUGAAAGUGUCUAAAUUUAGGGUUUUGGAGUGGAAGGGGGGUCAGAUGAUUUCCUAAACACACACAAAAAGAUAUGGUACACUGGAGUGGAAUUCUUAUGUAGUAGUUGAUUUAAUAUUACCAACUGCCACUAAUUUAUUUCCAGAAUGUUCUUUUAUUAUUUUUUUUAAAAGGACUUAUUGCCUAUUUAAGUAAGUAAUCUUAUACUUUAAAUUAUGAGAAUAUAAUUUAGGAAGUGAAUUUUCAGAGCCAAUUAUGAGGGAAAAAAAUGAGAAAUACGUCUAUCAAAUGGUGUGACCCUUCAAAAAUUCUGAAGUAUUGGGUUUUAAUUAGAAUCACUGUACAUACCUUAAAUUAUAUGACAACUAUUAAAUAAAUUUGACAUCUUCAAGAGUAAAGCAUACUAUCCUAGUCACUGAAAUGUGGAGGUUCUGCCAUUGGUUUGUAAUGGUCUGCUAUGGAAGGCAAGAAGUUGUUUUUACUUUUUUUAAGUUUUAAAACAUCAGUAUUUUGAGAACAGUUAAAAUUAUAACUAAGAGAUUUAUUCCCACUUAAUAUAUUGCUUAAUAACUAGGUAACUAGUUCUGAAUUUUUCUGAAUGUUUAUUAUGAUUUCAAAAUGGUUUUGCAUGGUGACUUUUGAAGUAAUCUAUAUUAAACUUUAUUGCCAUUUAUAAUACUGUUGCUCAGAGUGCUAUAAAUGUUGAAUUGAUAUUUUUAAAAAGAUUUGUUAAAAGUCAAAACAUAAGCCUCUGACAUAACCAUGAACAACUAUUAUACUAAUAUUAUUAUUAUUUAAAAAUCCCUGCAUAUUAUAUUGGUUUAACUUUAAAAUCCCAACUAUUUCAAAACAAUAUAAUCCAAAUUGUACAAGAAAUAAUUUUAAAACAAUGUGAAUCUUUUCAAAAUUAAUGGAAUUAUAGGGAGAAAUAAAUGUACAUAUCAUAAAUAGUAAUACGGAUUUAAAGAUCAUUACUACCAAAAUAUGUUAUAAAAAUAAUAAAAUUUUAACUAAGCCAGAAGCAUGUGGUUUGGUAGAUCACUUCAGUGUUUAACAUUAAGAACAUUGUGUUUUAUGUUUUUAUAACCAUUAUACAUUUUCAGGCUUAAAAUGGCAGCAUGACAGUUUUAAUUAUAUAAAGGUCAAUAUGCUUUUGAAGAUGGGCUAUCGAUUAUAGACCUUUAUUGAGUCAAGCUUAAUUGAUUCUCAAACUCUAGAUACUUUCAAACUUUUUCCCGUCAUCUGUAAGGAAAAAGAAGUUAUAGUUAUUUAUCUAAUGCAGAUGGUAUUUUAGACCAAAUUUUCGGAAAUUGUAGCUGAGAGUUUUUUUAAAGUAGGGCCACACAGCAUCUUUCUAGUUCUUUCUUUGACUUUUUUUUUUUUAUUUUGGUCCCUCUAAUGGCUUCCUCCAAGUCAUAUUGAUGACAGUAUACUCUCUUCCUAAUGUUUUAUUUUCCAAAUUUAUUGUAUAUUGUUAAAUACACAAUUUAAAUAAAAAUAUAUUUUAAAUAUACUUGGUCUUACCAAGUUGGAAAAGUUUUGUGUUGUGCUCAGUGAUGAAGUAUAUUUUUAUUGCUUGAGGACUAGUCUAGCUAAAUUUGGAGAGAUUUUUUUCAACCACAGGAACUCUAGAAGAAAAACUGUAAUCCACAUCAGGGAAGGAAUCCAUAUUGAUGAAAUCAUGAAAGUUUAAAAGAAGGAUAUUUUAAAUUAGAUUUUAAAACCAUGUAUCAAAGCGGUAGUUUGAAUAGUUUCCCCAGGCUGCUGUUAGAGUGACAUGAGAACACAAUAGGAUGUGUUGCACUUAGAAAAGAAAUUUUUUUCCUUUGAAACGCAUGAAAGUUCUUGUGGUUGUGCAGGUUUGUUAGGAGGAAAAGUUUUCAGACUCACUGGUGAAGAUUGAAAGUUCAUCUUUAUAGUCCUUCAGUUUGAAGUAGUUCAUUUUAAUUCUCAGAAAAAAUGAAGGCUCACAGAUAUUGAUAGUGAUUAUUCAUCAUUCUUUUUACAUUAGGUGGGUUAAAGCAAGUUAUGUUUUUGUUUAUUAUGCAACUUUUUUAAAAAUGAAAAACAAUCUUAAUUUAGGAGACAUGACUUUUCUCUGAAAAGGAGCAUUGCAUUUUCCUGGUCUUUAUAAAAUAAGCAUAAAAUAAAUGAAGUCUAAGAGAAAGUUAUUUACUUUAAUGGAAUUCUUAACUAUAGCAUUGUGUGCUAUUUACUUCUGCACAUUAUGAACAAUUUCAUUUAUACAAAAACCAAAAAUAUUUCAAAAAUAACUUUCACUCUGUAACUUCCCCAAAGAAUUAAUGGUUUCAUUUUAAAACUUAAGAUUCUAUUGAUUAAAACUUAGUCUUUCCUGUUAAAUCUUAAUUUAACAGAAUUAAGCUACAGCAACACAUAUUGGAUAAAGAGGUGGGCUUCAGAGGGUCAUACUAUCAAUAUAUGUCAGAUUUGAAUUUAGAGCUUCCUGAUUCUAAAACUAUAAAUUUCAGAAGAGUUGCUGUCAGCAUUGGCAGGGGGGAUUUCCAAUACUAGGAAUUUUCUACCAAUUAAAUCACAGUUCCAGACUCAAAAAGUCCAAACUUGAAAUGUCAUGCAAUAUAUAUAAUAUAUAUGAUCAAAGGAUUAAGUCCCAUAAUGUAUUGAAAGCUUGUAAUGUUUUUGGGAGACAGUAUUCACAGUUUGUGUUCAAGAAGUGCCUAAAAUUAAUUUGCAAUGACUAUUAAGUUCAUCUAAUAAAUGUCUGUCUUACAUAGUAUUGUAUAUAUUAUAUAACUCCCAGUUUUUUUAAAGUAAUUAUCUCCUUUACUAAAAGAGGACUACAAAAACUUUUGAGAUAAAGGAGUCCGGUGGAGCCUAUAACAGAAUUAGCCAUGUUAGGUAUGUAGUUAACUGAUAAUUGUCCUAAUGAGAUCUGAUCUUUAGUAAUUGAAUUCUUAUAUUUAAAUAGCUUUAAGUCUACAGUAAUUUCACCAUAGCUGAUUCCCCAUUAUGUGAAUUUUUUUUUUGAAACGUAUUUGAAGAUGUGGCUAUUCUCAGUAUUUGGUAAUCUUCAUUGAACUUUAUGCAUUUUUUGAGCCUUUUUUUUUUUAAAUGCUAAUACCCCGUUUCCCUUUCUUUAAAAGUUUACUUGGAAAUCUAAGUUCUUUGAUAGAUUGGGCUUAUUGUCCAUGUCAUUUGAACAAAUGCUGUAUUUAUUGAUCUUAAUGUAUAACUACAGACUAUAAAUAGAAUUACUUUGCCAUAUUUUUAUCAGUUUAUAUUUCAGGUUCUUUAAAAUAGAAUGCAGUUUGAUGAAAUCUCUGUUUAUCUUAUUGAAAUUUGUAUUUCCUCUGUUUAUUCUUUUCUUCCCCACACCUCCAAGGUGGUUCUAUUUUUUCCCCACUUUAAAUCCACAGCCUUACUUGGCCCAGUUUCUUAUAUAGGUUAAUAAGUUCAUAAUACUUCUUAUAAAAUAACAAUAUUUCAUUUAUUAAGCACGUGAUAGUUUUUUAAAAAUGCUUUCCUCAUAAAACCCUCUGAGAUCAAUCGUGAAAGUAUUCCCUUUUUGCAAGAUUAAAGAACCAGUUUAUUAAUUGUCACAGUAAUGUCAGGGACAGUAUUUGAACUCUGGUAUCUAGCACUCGUGCUAUGGCAUCCGGCCUUCUGUACUUCUAUCAUUCCCAUAUACACUGGGGCUUCAUACUGCAACACACCUCUUAAAGGCAUUUACUAGACCAAGCUUAUAGGUUUUUUUGGUUACUAAACUAGAGGAAAGUGCACAAUGACUAGUGUUGUGCUUUCUUGUUGGUUAAAGUUCAUAAUUUACUCUUUUGGUUAAUUCAUUCGUUUUUACCCAGUCUGUACUUCAUUGUUGUUUGUAACAUUUUCCUAUCACAGACCCAUCUAAGUAAUGAUACAGUUUUAACAUCUGGGAGUUUUUUGUAAUAGUAUUUAACCUGUAUUACAAAGAUUGGUUUUUGUUUUUUUGGGGAUUGUGGGUUUUUGUUUUUUAGUAUACAGUAUUUUUCUGUACACAUAUUGGUAUAACACAUUUAGAAUUCUGAGCAGUGAAAGCUUCACUUGAGUUCUGUUCAAGUUCUGUUCAAGAUUUGGAGAAUUUGGGUGCCUACAUUUUGUUAAACUUGAUUGCUAAUAGCCAAAUAAAUUUUAUAAAAAUAUCUAUAAAGAGAGGAUUCUCCUACCCUAAAUUACUCAUUUUUUCCAUUCGAAUGUAUGACACUAGAAAAUUCUCAAGUGUCUUCAGUAGACAUUAGGAGUUGGAGAGUAGAAGAAAACACUCCUAUGAUAUUGAACUCAUAGAUUCAUUGGUGCUUAGGGAGAUGGACCACUUCAUAAUUGGAAAUUACUAUUAUUUUAUCCAUUAAAAAAAAAAAAGGCUGAAACUGUUUAUAUGUUACAGAGCAUGGAGCUUGCUUAAUUGCAAUAGCUUAUGAGAAUGUUUCACAAGUAAUUAAUAAACCUCAGAAAUGUUCAGGUGUGCAUAUGUAGAGAUGAGAUUUGACUAAUGCAUUCAUUUGUAUGUACAGCUGUGAAACAAAUUACUUUUAAAAAAGUUAUAGGGAAGACAUUGACAUGGAGUAAUUUUCUUUGCCUUAUGUUGUAAAAAAUAAGUAACUAAAAGUUAAAAAAAGUAAAAUUGUUACUAUAUCUGCUGUUUGUUUCAGAUUAUAUCUUCUGUUGUAAGAGGGUUAAUUAUAAUAGCUCCAUUCCUACUGCUGUUAUAUUGUCAGUGUUUUGAUUGUAAUUCAGUACUUGAUAUAUUCUGGAAUAGUUUGUAGUACUUCUUUUAGCUGCUAUAUGACAAAAUGUGUUGUUCUUUUGAAAGUGUGAUGCUUGUUUACAUUAUUACAAAAAAAGGUGGUUUUUAAAAAUCUUCUGAAGAGUCUUUUUAUGAGACAGAAGGCAAACUAAUAUAAAUUCUAAGUAAAAAUUCUCCAUUAUUCUUUUUUCCUACCUCAAAAAGGCCUUAUAGUUUAAAUUUGGAAAUGUUAAUAGAGAAACAUCUAGGCCAUUUGUUCCCGUUGACAUAUAAUCUAAUGACAGCACAUACAAAAUGAGUCUUCUGAGAGUUCAGAUCAGCUACCUUGAAUGCAGGCCAUUUUGACUUUAGAAGGUCAUGUCCCAAAUCAGUGGUAACUUUUCUCUCAAACUCAAAAAGCUCAUUUAAAUGAGGCUUUUUCGUCCAAUGGAAUGAUUUAGAGAUUGCUAAAAUCUCAUCAAGUACUUCCUGACUGGCUUUUUGAAUACCUGAUUCCAAGUGAACACCUUAUCUUUUGUUAAUGGUGUCAUAGGAUCAUAGUCCAACUCCCUCCUUUUACAGAGGAAGAGAGAAACCAAGGUCUAGGCCUUGUCAAAGGGUACACAGAUUAUAAACUACAUAUUUAGGAUUUUAUCUAAAGCCCUCCAACUCCUAAUUCAGUAUUCUUUCCCAUAGUCCAAAUCUAUUGCUCAAUAGCCUAAUGGUUUGUUUGCUUUUCCUUUCUAGCACUGAUUGAUUUCUGAUCCUUCGCCCAACUGCAUAGCUUCCUUAAUUCUGAUUAUUUCUGAUUUUGUCAAAUAAACCUACCUUCUUAC